Lolium rigidum is the source of this 1101-nucleotide messenger RNA. Its product is annotated as WRKY transcription factor 22-like. Gene Ontology annotation, biological process: regulation of DNA-templated transcription. The record is from RefSeq and is a predicted model, not a curated record. The coding region runs from base 1 to 1101 and encodes 366 amino acids. Gene Ontology annotation, molecular function: DNA-binding transcription factor activity; transcription cis-regulatory region binding. NCBI's taxonomy places the organism in Eukaryota, Viridiplantae, Streptophyta, Magnoliopsida, Poales, Poaceae. Gene Ontology annotation, cellular component: nucleus. The transcript has 6 exons.
AUGGAACAAUCUCGAGAAUCUUCUGAAAGGGAAAAAAUUGCACUCCAACAAGCUCAAGCUGCCAUCGCUGAGAAGGACUCUGCUGUUGCUGAAGCUGCUGCAGCUACGUCCCGAGAAAAUUCUAUGCUCCAGCUGCUGAUAGACGCUAGCUUGGAUAUGGCAGACGUCGGGCAGAUUGUUCCAAAGUGCUUGGAGAAGAUGUCGAAGAGGAAGAGAAGCUUCGGAAACUCCAUCGUUAAGGGUAUAGUUCUGAUGAACUCCGACGACUGGGGUCUUGGGGCAGUGGUGCGCAGCUGCUUCGGCGGCGUCGUCCCCGGCUUGGAAGCAGAGCAGCCGUCGCCUCCACUGGUGUCUACUUCUCGGGAAGCCGUGGUCGUCGACCGUGUGCAGGCUGCUCCGGCGUGCCCGUCGUCGCUAUACGACGUGCUGGAGUACUUGGACCUGGAGCACGAGCGGCUGCUUCCUCGUGCGCCGUUCUCCAUCACGCCACCGUCCACCGGCCGCGCGUGGGCGCCCGAGCGCGACGACAUACUCAUCUCCUUCCCUAUCGCCUCGACGUCCGAUCCGGCGAGAAAGCAAGCCAGCCGGAAACCGGGCGUCCGUGCUCCCAGGCGGCCAAAGAGAAGCAAGAAGAGUCAGGUGAAGAGAGUUGUGCGCGAGGUGCCGGAUGGCGACGGCGGCGUCUGCGACCCCGACGACCACUGGGCGUGGCGCAAGUACGGACAGAAACCCAUCAAGGGCUCGCCCUACCCACGAGGGUACUACAAGUGCAGCAGUCUGAAGGCGUGCACGGCGCGGAAGCUGGUAGAGCGCAGCCCGGCCAAGCCCGGCGUGCUCGUCAUCACCUACAUCGCCGACCACUGCCACGCCGUGCCCACUUACAUCAACACGCCCCCCGGCACCGCGCGAAAUGCGCUACAAUCGCCGCCCAGCGCUGACGUCUCGUCCUCCGUCGCUGCCGCGGAUGACGAGUCCGAGCUCUGGGCGCCUGUGGACAUGGACAUGGGGCUAGAUGAGAUUUUUGGCGCAUUCGACCACGAUUUUGACAAUUUCUUUGACGAAGGCGAUGAUGACGUUUUCAGGCGGUCGGUUUGGCUCUAG